CUCACACGACCGGUCCGACUGUAGCCACCCCGAGCUCGUUAUCAACCGGCUUUAUCAUCGGUCACCCCUCCUUUUAGGUUCUCCUCCCCCCGCGAGGCUCAUCACCUUUUUCCCUCUGUCGCGCAUUUUUACUGUGACGGCGUCCAUGCUCCUCUCCCGCACGAUUCGCCUACCCCGGACACCCCUGCGAUCGUUGAGUCCCCUCCAACCUUCAAGGUUCUUCUCCAAUUCACGUCCUCGGUUUAUAAUCGACAUGGGGACUGUGGACACGACAGAUCGGCUGUCGCAGUUGCGACAGCUGAUGAAGGAGCACAAGGUGGAUGUUUACAUCGUUCCCUCAGAAGAUAGCCACCAGUCCGAGUACAUUGCACCCUGCGACGGACGCCGAGAAUUCAUUUCCGGUUUCUCUGGCUCCGCCGGUACUGCGAUCAUCUCCCUAAGCAAAGCUGCCCUCUCCACCGAUGGACGCUACUUCAACCAAGCCGCGAAGCAGCUGGAUAGCAAUUGGCACCUUCUGAAGCGGGGCAUUGAGGGCGUCCCCACCUGGCAGGAAUGGACGACCGAGCAGGCUCAGGGCGGCAAGGCCGUGGGUGUUGACCCAUCCUUGAUCACGGCCUCCGGCGCGCGCAAGCUUGCGGAGACUCUCGAGAAGAAUGGAUCGUCUUUGGUGGGAAUUCAACAGAACUUGGUCGACCUGGUUUGGGGCAAGGACCGUCCCUCGCGGCCUCGUGAGAAGGUGCGCGUACACCCGGUGAAGUAUGCCGGCAAGCCGUUCCAGGAGAAGGUGGCCGAGCUGCGCAAGGAGCUGGAGACGAAGAAAAAGGCCGGAAUCGUGAUCUCCAUGCUUGAUGAGAUCGCGUGGUUGUUCAACCUGAGAGGAAGCGACAUCCCCUAUAACCCUGUGUUCUUCUCAUACGCUAUCAUCACCCCUAAUACCGCCGAGCUUUACGUCGAGGCGGACAAGCUUACCCCAGAGGUGACCGCUCAGUUGGGACAGGACGUGAUUGUUAAGCCAUACGAUUCCAUCUUCGCUGACGCCAAGGCUCUCAGCACGGCGCGCAGCCAGUCAACUGAUGAGGCACCUAAGAAGUUCCUCCUGUCCAACAAGGCCUCUUGGGCUCUGAGCCUCAACCUUGGUGGAGAGGAACAGGUUGAGGAGACUCGCAGCCCCAUCGGUGAUGCCAAGGCCGUCAAGAACGAGGCUGAGCUGGAGGGCAUGCGCGCCUGUCACAUUCGUGAUGGCGCUGCCUUGACCGAGUACUUUGCCUGGCUUGAGAAUGAGCUGGUUAACAAGAAGACUGUCCUGGAUGAAGUCGAUGCUGCCGAUAAGCUGGAGCAGAUUCGCACCAAGCACGAGCUCUUUGCUGGUCUGUCAUUCGAUACCAUCUCUUCUACCGGCCCCAAUGGCGCCGUGAUUCACUACAAGCCCGAGAAGGGAAGCUGCUCGAUUAUUGACCCCACUGCCAUUUAUCUCUGUGACUCUGGCUGUCAGUACCUGGAUGGAACCACUGACACCACCCGCACAUUCCACUUCGGCCAGCCUACCGAGUUCGAGAAGCAGGCAUUCACCUUGGUUCUGAAGGGUCUCAUUGCCAUUGACACCGCUGUGUUCCCCAAGGGCACCAGUGGCUUUGCUAUUGAUGUAUUGGCUCGCCAGUUCCUGUGGAAGGAAGGCCUGGACUAUCUCCACGGCACUGGCCACGGUGUUGGCUCCUACCUGAACGUCCACGAGGGCCCCAUGGGCAUCGGUACCCGCGUCCAGUACACCGAGGUUCCCAUUGCUGCCGGAAACGUCAUUUCGGAUGAACCCGGAUACUACGAGGACGGCAAGUUCGGCAUUCGCAUUGAGAACAUUGUCAUGGCCCGUGAGGUCAACACCCCCCACAAGUUUGGUGACAAGCAGUGGCUCGGCUUCGAGCACGUUACCAUGACUCCCAUUGGCCGCAAUCUCAUCGAGCCCUCUCUGUUGACCGAUGCCGAGCUCAAGUGGGUGAACGAUUACCACGCUGAGGUCUGGGACAAGACGCACCACUACUUCAACGAGGAUGAGCUGUCGCGGAAGUGGCUUGAGCGCGAGACCCAGCCCAUCUCGAAGUAGAACACUGCCAGGGGCCUGUUGUUAUUUAAAACGAGGAUGGGAGAUGGGGGAUCUCGCUGGUGCGGAGAUGACAAGCACAUUGUCUAUUACGUUCGGAUACCUUCAUAUACAAAAUUCUUCUCUUGAACAGACCUCGCAUAUGCAUGCGUGUCUCCAUCCGCUUGUUCUCGCCGGGUCUGCUUGAGGGUUAAUAGCAAGUGAUGGAGGACUGGGCCAAUGAAGAGAGUAUGGCGUUUCCUCAGCGUAAAUUUAGCUCUAGCUCCGUAAAUUUCCGUUGCAUAGAUAGACAAC
This is a messenger RNA of Penicillium subrubescens, 2389 nucleotides long. RefSeq names its product aminopeptidase P (gene ampp). The record is from RefSeq and is a predicted model, not a curated record. Gene Ontology annotation, molecular function: metalloaminopeptidase activity. The coding region runs from base 146 to 2098 and encodes 650 amino acids. NCBI's taxonomy places the organism in Eukaryota, Fungi, Ascomycota, Eurotiomycetes, Eurotiales, Aspergillaceae. The transcript has 10 exons.